AUGGAGGACAAAAAAAAGCGAAUGAGAAUGGCAAGUGGCGAGGGGGAAUAUGUCACUAAAAUUGAAUUUUUUCAAGAAUUAAAAGAAAUACGAAAUCUUGUAAAAGAUGAGUAUUCUCAAAUAAAAAAAGACAUUAAAGAAGUAAAAAAAGCCGUUAUCACGCCAAAUCAAAAAGCAGAUGCUAAAAUAACUGAACUAGAAGUCCAAAAAGAUAAAUUGACCGCUCAAUUAAAUGAUGAGGGAGAUGAGAUUUAUUUUCCCGAUAUCGACGAAGUUUUAGGAAUUGAAAAACCUUUAAAAAAACAUAAGCCUGCCCAUAUUCAUGUCCGGGGAACCAAAUAUGGUAAAAUCCAAUUUUGGUUAGAGAAAACUGAUGCAAAAUCCAAAGACGAAGUAAAAGUUAAAAAAAUUAAAGGCCGAGUAUCUGAGGAAGAGCAAAAUGAG
Messenger RNA from Racocetra fulgida, 444 nucleotides. NCBI's taxonomy places the organism in Eukaryota, Fungi, Glomeromycota, Glomeromycetes, Diversisporales, Gigasporaceae. The record is from the annotation of a GenBank genome assembly.